GAUCACUCCGCAACCGCGUGUGAGAUCUGUCCUGCUAGACGCACAGCCAAGACCAGCGCGACUCGUGGGAACAGCGGAGCUCUCUCCUUGAAGUCAGAGUGCAGCAGCUUCUCCUUUGCCCAAAAAAGAAAAGGAAAGGGGAGGGGGGGGAACCACAAAACCCUCCAGCAAGCAAGGGGGAGGCGAGGGAGACGGAGCUGCUGGCACGGCGGCGGCCCCCUCCCCGCCUGCCUCUCUGGCUGCAAGGAGGCUGUCCCUCCCCACCCCCGACCCCCGCUCUCCCUAUCAGCUCCAUCCGUCCCACCCCGCUUGAGGGUUGUGUGUGUUUCCCUGUCCCUACCACCAACCACCCCGUUAUUCCCCUCUGCGCGCUGGAAUCGGAGAGGCCAGCAAGCGGGCGAGCUCUCUUUGUCUGCAGCCCGGGAAAUUCCGGCAUUGAGGGGGCCGACGCGAGCAACCCCCACGCCUGCCUCCGGGGAAACCCCUCCCUCUCCUCCGCUCUUCCUCGCUCGCUCCUGGGUUUCCUCCUCCCGCCGCCGCCGCCGCCUCUUGCAGGUGAUCAGCGCCAGGGAUCAGCGGGCCGGACCCCCCACAGCAGCCGGCUGGGAGCAAAGCGUGAUCCUCAGUACAACACCAUAUAUGAGGCAGUACUUGAAUGCUUCAAGGCAUGGAUGGGAAGAAAUGCAGUGUAUGGAUGUUCUUACCUCUCGUGUUGACACUGUUUACCUCAGCAGGGCUGUGGAUUGUAUAUUUUAUAGCUGUAGAAGACAACAAAAUUAUCCCACUAAAUGUGCUAGACAGGCAACAAAGUUCCCAAAGGCCACCUUAUAUAAGUAUUGCAGGUGAUGCCCCUCCUGCAAGCUGUGUGUUUAGCCAAGUCAUGAACAUGGCAGCAUUUCUAGCACUUGUCGUGGCUGUCCUCCGCUUUAUUCAGCUAAAGCCAAAGGUCCUUAAUCCCUGGCUCAAUGUGAGUGGCUUGGUGGCCUUAUGCUUGGCCUCUUUCGGAAUGACCCUACUGGGCAACUUCCAGCUUUCCAAUGACGAAGAAAUACAUAAUGUUGGCACAUCCCUGACUUUUGGCUUUGGCACGCUGGCUUGCUGGAUUCAGUCUGCAUUAACACUCAAAAUAAACUUGAAGAAUGAAGGAAGAAAAAGCGGAAUUCCACGGGUUGUCUUGUCAGCAGCGAUAACGCUCUGCGUAGCCCUUUAUUUUAUCCUGAUGGCCCAGAAGUUUCAUAUGCACGCCGCACGGAUACAGUGGGGCAUGGUGAUGUGUUUCCUCUGCUACUUUGGCACCUUCGCAGUGGAGUUCAGACACUAUCGAUUCGAGAUAAUUUGCUCCGAGUUCCAGGAAAACUUCCUCAGUUUCUCUGAAAGUCUCUCGGAAGCCUCUGAGUACCAAACGGAUCAGGUGUAGCCCAGCCUCCCCUCCUUUUUGUCAUGGCGUUGGGCAGCCACAGUCACAUGAUUGGACCCAUUUCCAACUUAUCUUUUAAGACCCUUGUUCAUUUCCCAUGCCUAUCAUCACAGGCAAGUUGCCAAAGGGUGGUGGAGCUGCCACUGCUCUAUGCUUCCUUGUUCCUCCUCCCUCACCACCUCGACAGCCCAAUGGGCAGCUCCUGAUGAUCACUGGGAAGUCUGGUUCCCAGGGGGAGUUCCUGCUCCCAGCAGGUCUGUUCUCCGAACCUGCCAACCACCAGUUCCUAAGCCCUCUGUCCAAUUUUUGCUUGACUUCUGUAUCCAAUGCUUGACAUUAAGUAGAGAAUGUCAGGUGAAAGUCAGGCAGAGGACUUGGAAACUGAUGAUUGGCAAGUAUAGAUGACACACCAAGAGGAAACGCUCCUUGGGAGCCAGAGUUCCCAGUGAUUAUGUAAAGCUGCCCCUUGUAUGGCAUGACAUCACUAAGCUGAGCAUCCUUCCUCCCUUCCCCUUGCCUCUUAUUGGCUGGCACAGGUGGAGAACACCAAGCCCAAUACCUUUGUAUCAUGCAUUGUGUUGUGGCAGGCAUUCCAAGGAAGAAGCGGCAGAGACCAGAGUGGCGGCAGCUCUGUGGCUCUUGUAAGAUCUCGUUCCACCCUGAGGGUGGCUAUGAAAGGAGAGUGGGAGGAGCAAGAAGCCUUGUAAAUGAUUUGGGGAAUAUCUCGUCAUGAAUUUCAGAUCCUGCUGGCAGCUCCCCUUUGGGCAUGGUUGCCUGUUGGCUGCCUGCACUCCCAAGCCCAAACUUGGAAAUGCAGAAACCUUAGAGAAGGCAGGUGCCUUUCCCCGGGCAUUUUCACACAGAUGGUUGGGAAUCUGGCCAUGCAAACUGCAAUCUGUGUUGGUCUCACAGUAGAGCGUUAUCAGGUUGCAACCCAGGGGAUCUUUCCAUUUGCUGCAGAAUGGAGGGACUUGGCAAGUGGGCCAUUUUCUGCCCAUUAUCUUCAGGUUCUUUUGUUGUCCUCUCCAACCUGGCAUGCAGGUCUCCUGGUGUGCCACACGGUAGGUAGGGAAGCGUGCUGACAGAAGGUCCAGGUGGGGAGAAGCCACAGUAACCUUCUUUCCUGAUUCAGUAGCCGAUUAAAGUUAACUUCCAGGUUGCUGUCUGGCAGCCUUACUGCAGCUUCACCCUAGGUUUGUGCAAACUAAACUUCUGCAAGCCUGCUAUUAAAAACACAGGAGUUCUGCUAGAAAACAAAACCUGGCAACCCUAGAGGCAGUCUCAUCUACGAGAGCACCAGAGCAAGAGAGAAGGGGAGAUGGCGCCUCCCUGUCUUCCUAAAUUCAGCAUGAUGAUUGCCAACUUUUUUCUUGUAGCACUCCUAUGCCUUUAAGAGUUGCCUGACACAUACAAAAAUGGCAGCUGAUGCACUUUUGCCAUCAUGAAGUGAUGGGGAAAGAUUCAUCUACUUAGUAUCUACAUGUUGGACAGCUCUUAAUAGCAUAGCACACCUUCUAGAAAAAAAGACGGUGCACAAAUGCAUAGAGCAACCAGAGCUUCAUUUCAGAGACCAUAUGCUGUUGCAGCACUUCUGAUCCCUAUGGUCAAGGCAUGUGAGGUGUGCCUUUGCCAGUCUGCAGAACUGAUUGGGAGCUCUGGUUGAUCUAAAGAGUAAGGAUGCAUUGGUGCAGCAAGAGAGCAGCCUAGCAGAACUUCCCAACUAACUGCACCAGUGCCGCAGGGAAGCAGCAGUUUUGACAUCCUCCUAUUCUGCAGAAAGCUCUCUGUGCCAACUGAAAAUAUGUAUCUGAUGGUCGUGCAGCCCUUGGGGACAGAGAGCUUCCUGAAGACCCGGAAGGCAUCAGAAAUUGCCGCUCUCCUUCUGCACUGGUGCAGUUAGUUGGGACGUUCUGUUAGGUUGCUCUGGAUGUCAGCCACUGCGAACUGCUGUCAGGAUUGACUUUUGUGCCAUCCUUUGGGGGAGGGAGGAAUGGAUCCUCCUUCUCACAUGGAUAUCUCCCGUGCUCCUGUUUGAGCACUGUUGACAGAGACCAUGUGUCUUAGUGGCAGGUGAAAACCAACAGGCAAAGCUUUUCCCAGCACUACAUUGCCACACUUUUCCUGUUGGAUUUCUGCCUCUUAGGCAGCUGUUAAAUGCACAGAGCCUGUGUCCUUAAAGCAAGGGCAGCCCCAGUUAUAGAGCUCAACCUGUGAUCCUGGAUAUUUUCUGUCCAGAUAUGUUCUGGCAGGAACUAUAACCCCAACUGGGGAGAGGACUAACUAGGGAGCAAACAGCAGUGUUCUAACAUGUUAAUGAUGGCAGAGACAUACAUUUAAAAACACAAAACAAAGCAUGUAUUUAGUGCUUCCAUAAGAUAACACUGCCUAAUGUGUGUUAUACUGCCUUUCUUGGCACACGGGGAGAAUCCGAAGUCAUGGCAGUAGCUUGGAUGUGAUCCAGAUACAAUACAGGUUUGCAGUUGUCUACUCAAGUGGAUGACCCAUUGGUCACCAACUCUAGUAUACUUGCCUUAACAUCAGCAGCACUAAGGUGGAGUAAGUUGUUUGGGUGGGUGAUUCAAUACCUUGUGGGCUUCUUGCAUCCUGUUAAAACACGUGUCUGAUUCUUCAACAUACCCAAUUUUCAUGCUUGUUCUUCACUAAAAGCUGACACACACCCCUCCAUCAUUUUUAUAAGGAGUUUUGUGGGGGGGAGGGGUUUGGUGGGGGGCGUAAUGACCAUGUCCUGGAGAACUUUAAAUUUUGUAUGAGUCUCCGGGAUCUGAUACAUUCAAUACCCACUGGGGCCUCCACAGUGAUUAAAACAAAAAACACUACCCUGGGUCCAUUAAGAACAGCUUGACAUGUAUAACCUAGACAGGUGAAGGUUUUGGCCUCUGUUCCAGAGAAAAUGUCAACUGCAGUAUUUCUGUGUCUUGUUGAAGGCACAAGAUCAGGGCUAAUAAGAAAAGAAAACUUUCUGGGUUUCCAGUUCCUAAUACAAAAUGGGUUCUCAUGCUUUCUAUAAUUGCAUGGCAAGGACAAAACAUUUGGCAGGUGGAGCUGCAGGGCUUCUUCCUCCUAUAUGGCUCUUAAGCACACAGGAGAGUCCUCUGAGCAAGAGUUGGCAGCUCUGUGUCCUUAUCACUUAAAGAUCACCAUAAAUCCUGUUUAUCCUGCAGGGGGGAAGUCGAUGCCUCAUUUUGUUCUAAGAGACUCACCUGCUGCAGAUACAAAUGGUAUGAUCUCCCUUCUCCAGGGUUUCAGGAUGGUUGGGACUAGCCAUCCUAACACUAGUUGUAGUUUGGGUUUGCCACCUUUUUUUUUUUUAAUGCACCCUGGCUUAGAUUCUGCUCAGGUCCCUAUCCACGUUAGAGAGAAAUACAAGCACUGCUUCGAGUCCAUAUGAAUGAAGCACUUAUGCUGCUGCCAAAGGCAGGAGUGCUGCAUAGUUACUAAGCACGGCAGAAUUGAGUUUCCAAUGCUACUCCCAUGGCUGCUUCCAAAGGUGGGGGUGCUGCGUGGCUACUAAACAUUUUGAAAAUGCAUUUCCGAAGCUGCUCUCAUUGCUGGGGAGCUGCAUGGCUACUAAGCACUGGGGAUAAUGAGAGCAGUGUCAGAACUAUAUUUUCGCAAUGCUUAGUAGCCACGCAGCACCCACUGGCUUCAGAAGCAGCACAGGCGUGCUUUACAGGAACUUGGAGGCAGCACCUGCUCCUCUCUCUCACACAGACAGGGAUCUGCACACAAUGAACACCCCUAGAUUUGUAGACAUUAGCAGAUGAUACAAUCUCCCUUGGGCAAAAAGCUUCACCUGAUAUUGGCUGUGUUUUUAAAAUGCACACUGAAAGGCAGGGUUGUCAGGUGACCUGGAGGAAAAAGCAGCCUGGUACCUUGAAUAGAUGCUUGAUGUGCAGAAAUCACCAGGUGAUGCUUUUCACAGGAUGGCGCUAAACAUGAUCUCACCUGUUAAUUGCGGCUGAUCAAACUGCUGUUAAAGGCACAGCUGUAGCACUAGUUGAAAAGUUAACUACCCUUGCACUGGAGAUCAGCAAAUCUAACUGUGUGGGCAUAGUUCUUUGGUACUAAAACAUUCCAAGUCCUUGGUUUCUGUCUCUGUCCAUCUCAUUCAAGAGAGCUGAGAAAUACAGGUGAAGAUGGGCUGAUUAAAUACCCCUUUACUUCUGUGAUGAUAGGCAGGCAGUCCGUCCAGUUAUUGGCCUCAAGUUAAAUGUCCAGAAAGAGACUUGUCAAAGUGGGCAGUAUAAAAUGUUUAUUGUAUUCCAAAGGCUGUCUUUGAAUAUGGAAUCGUUGGUGUUGGACUAAAAAAAAUAGUUAGAAAUUGUUGAAUACACACAUGUCUUGGUAGGUAGAAAGGUAGGCAUGGGGACUUCUCCUGCGGGAGAAUGAACCCAAAUGAAAACAAAGUGAACCCAAGCCAAAUGUAUUUUAUGCACAGCUAUGGAAAACCAAGCAUAGCAGAAGCUACAGGAAUUUAGACACAAACACACAUAGAUAAAGAUAGGUUUCUGUUCACAUGUGUUUUACUGUAAAUAGUCCACUGUGACAUUUUUUUAAAAAUAAAUGUUUAUGUUGUAUCAUUUUUAUAUUUUGAAAUUUUAUUGGAAGAAAAUAAAAAUCAGUUUGUGAAAAGUCCCCCCUCCCCAAAAUAUUCAACUCGAGCUGAAAUUCAAGCUCCCGCCACCCCUUGAUUAUCUGUUGUACAUUUAAGAGUAUUUCUUAUGGCACAUUUCAGUACAGCUGAGCAAUGAGUAAUUAUUGUACACUGAAACAUGAGCACUAAAUAAAUUUCUUUUAUGGAGA
Messenger RNA from Hemicordylus capensis (graceful crag lizard), 6241 nucleotides. It is a transcript of the gene TMEM150C, whose product is annotated as transmembrane protein 150C. The coding region runs from base 656 to 1417 and encodes 253 amino acids. The record is from RefSeq and is a predicted model, not a curated record. Lineage: Eukaryota; Metazoa; Chordata; Lepidosauria; Squamata; Cordylidae. The transcript is spliced from 9 exons.